Messenger RNA from Rhopilema esculentum, 2801 nucleotides. NCBI's taxonomy places the organism in Eukaryota, Metazoa, Cnidaria, Scyphozoa, Rhizostomeae, Rhizostomatidae. The record is from RefSeq and is a predicted model, not a curated record.
AAAACAAUAUGGUAUCAAGCUGAAGGACCAGAGGAAAAUGAAGGUGCUCCUUAAAACAAGCCCCCAAAUAUCUCAAGAUACUCUAUUUCAAGCCUUUGAAUAAAGUAAAGGGUGAUUGAUCAAUUUAAAGAAUGUCUGGGGAAGAAGAGCCGAUGAAUCCUUAUCCCUCAAAAGAAAGGAGAAGAAGGCGUCACCAUUCUGCUUCUGACGACAAUAAGAAUGCUGCCUCCAGCUCAGGUGCCCUCGUUCCUGGCUCUAGCAAAGACGGAAUCAAUCAGGAAAGGAGAAAAGAAAAUGGGGCUCUUGGAAGUGAUAAAGACUCAAGUAUGCGGAAAAAAAGGGUUGGACGAAGGCAAACACCAGAGCCGGAAUUAUCCGAGGAGAGCAAAGAAAAUGUAACUUUGGGAAGAAGUGAAAGAAGACGUCAAAGAAAACCGCAGAACGCCCAACGGAUUCCUCGCUCUGUUAGUGAGGAGGUGUUGGCAUUAGAGGGAAAGUUUCAACCACAUAUUGAAUCUGAAGUCACCCAAAAAGUAGCCCAAGGAAAGAGAAGUCGCAGAUCAAGGAGGAGAGACCCAGAUAACCCAGAUGAUGCCAGCGAAGAGCCUAUGGGCAUUCCGGAGAACCAGGUCGUUGAUCGCCAGCCUCCUAGACCAAGGAUUCGGAAUACGCAGCCAAAGAAGAAACGAAAGACAAGAAACGCUAUGAUGACGUCAGGAGAUGAAGAAAACUACCAGGGAGACAUGGAUGGAGAAGUUUCUGAGGUUUUUAAGAUCGACAAAGAGGACAUCAUACAAAGUGAUGUCAGCCAGAGCACAGGCAAAAUCGCACCAAUAAAUGCAACCAAUUUGCCAAGUCAGCCACUGGAUUUUUUGUUUAUUGAGAAACGAGAUGGUCAAGGAUUCAUUAAAGAACACAAGGAUAAAAUUGAUCGUGCCAACAUGGAGCAGAACGUAGUAGAUCAUGACGUGUUACAGCUGGAUGAGCGCGAAAUAUCCUCAAUGGAGUUUGCUUUGCAAAUCCAUUCUGCAUUUCGUAUCAUCGCUCUUAUUUGUCAUGGACUUCUAGCAGGUAUUGGGUUGAUACAGUGCGUCUUUGUUUACUCGUUAACUGACAAUGGGUAUGUGAAUUUCUUGGAGAAUUACCAUGGCUUGGCGCAACCAUUCCAAGCACUCUACUAUUUUUUACUGGCUAUCUGCACUGUCUCUGUUUUUGAUAGGUAUGUCAAUAUUGGAAUCGGAUGGAGUCAGUUCUUUCUAGCAUUGCUUUCAAGACCGUCUCGCGCCCUUGCUAUUGUAGGAUAUUUGUUUGCUUUGGUGUUCUCUGUAAGUUUAGCGCAACUUGACGAUAAAAUCAGUUUGUAUAAGGAUGCCAAACAAUUAUGGACAUCGACCAGUCAGAUAUCGACUUGGCGUGUUAUCAAUUUAGUGCGGGCAAUUGGUGCUGUCCUGGGCUGGAUAUCAAUUUCGUUAAACCCUCUGGAUGAUCUAGCAACCAAAAAUAUCAACGCAAUCAUAGAACAUGAAAAAGAUGAAAUAAGAAACAAUAUCAAAUCAAAGUCUGGAACCUUGGCUAGCUGGGAACAACAAGGUGUUGCUUAAAACUUGAGCUGUAGAUUUAUAGAUGAGGGUUAGCCUGUUGUUGGUACAGAUUCUGUGAGAUCGUAUCGAUCCUUUGGAAUAUCAUUUGGGGCAUGCUUUGUCUUCAGUUUGGCUACUUUUGUAUGGAAUCUUGUAUCAAGUUUAAUCUUUAAAUAAUGUCUAUCUAUCUAUACCGUUUCGCGCGCUGUGUUGUUACCUAUCUCCGCGAGACACACCUAGACUAUCAACAAAGAGUAUAAAAUAGUGACAUAAAGUUGUUUAAUUGUAUUAUGAUUUGUGGCAUUUUUGCACAUUUGUUUUAUCAAAAAGACGCGGGAUUUGGGACUAAGAACGCGAUUUGCUUCGUGGGAAUUAAAUAUACUUUCCUUGCUUAGCAUGACAACACGAGAUGUUUUCAUUCAAAAACUGACAUCUCAUAAGCCGAACUUGUAGUAGGUCGCUUCCAUUUCGGUAAUAGUUUUUCCUAUCCCUUCAUGGACUUGUUUUUUGAAUUUUCAGAACAGGUUACGAAACGUUUGUUUAGUCUAAAGGCCACAUUGUAUCAUUGAGUGCCCGAGGAAAUCAAUACGCAAAAUUUCCCCAUAUUUUUCGUGUAUUCGGUAUAUACAAUGCCUGCCAAAAGUCCUUGGAAUACCUUGAGAUUUCUGUGAAUUCACGUGUCGCAUCGCAUGCUAUUUUCAUGUCAACAAGGAGGGUGUUGCCCCCCUUCCCCUCAUACAAUGUUGAUUAGUUAGCUGAAAGCCAUAGCUUUGUAAAAAUGUAUCACUUGUACAUGUAGGAUUAUUAACAUUUCCGUGGCACAACAUUGUAUAAGGGGAGAGGGGAUGUUGCAGCUCAUGUACAACGUAAAUUAUGGUCAGUUUUCCAAGACUUUUGGCAGGCAUUGUAGACACACUGUAGUGUAUCAAAUGUAUUGGAGUCAAGGUCAGUCGGUUUUUCGGGAUCUAGGAAUACUAAGGAAAUCUUCCUAAUUCUUUAAGCAAACAUAAUGGCGUCUUAUUUUGUAAAUUGUGUUGAUAAACUUUUCUCGUAAAUUCUCCUUUAUCUCUCUUUCAAGCUAAGAGUAUUAGGGUUGAUUAAGAUGUCGAAAGACUGUUUUACUUCCUUUUUGGAUUAUUAGUUGCAAUUGAAAACAAUUGUAUGUAAAUAUACACUUGUGCCGAUCGCUAAAUGUGUUUUAGAUAUUAUGUAUAAAAAGGA